Messenger RNA from Chenopodium quinoa (quinoa), 1797 nucleotides. Its product is annotated as protein DYAD-like. The coding region runs from base 1 to 1797 and encodes 598 amino acids. Lineage: Eukaryota; Viridiplantae; Streptophyta; Magnoliopsida; Caryophyllales; Amaranthaceae. The transcript is spliced from 8 exons. The record is from RefSeq and is a predicted model, not a curated record. Gene Ontology annotation, biological process: meiotic cell cycle; reciprocal meiotic recombination; meiotic sister chromatid cohesion.
AUGGAUUUUGAUAUGGAGAUUGAAAUGGGUUCUGUUUAUAAGCUUAAUCGUCACUCAAACACUAAAAUCCCAGCUGCAUUCAACUCAAUAAAAGCUGUUUUUGUGAAUCAUAAGAGUGAUGAUGAUAUAACAGUGGUGUUUCCGAGUAUUCAAUCUCUGGAAAUUUUUUUUGGAGGUGUGAAAAAAAAUGGAUUGAUUCAACCAAAUUUAGAUGAACAUUAUGUAAUGAGUUUGAAUUUGGGUAAAAAAUUACUCACCCAGAAAAUUUCAUUUGAUGAGUUUACUGCUCAAAGAGGAAAUCGAAGUUUCUGGGUUCAUGAUGAUGAUGAUGAAGAAGAUGAUCAUCAUGUUUCGAAUAAUGGGUUGGAAAUCAAAUGGGAAAAGCGUCGAAGAACAACAAUCUAUAGUAAACAGAGAUCAGAGCGUGAAGAUGAGGAGAAAGAAGAAGAGAAGGUUCCAGAAAAAACCCGAGUUCUUCGAAAGCGAAAAUGUCAGUUUAAAGGGGUGAAAUAUCAUGAGAAGAAGAAGAAGAUGAAGAAGAAUCAGAUUAAGGUAGUUUCUGAGAAGAAGUUCAAAGAUUCUCAGCAUAGAUGGACUAUUGAGAGGUAUAAGUUGGCAGAAAAGAAUAUGUUGAAGAUCUUGAAGGAAAAAGGAGCAGGACCCGGUAAACCGAUUUUACGACCCGACUUGAGGUCGGAAGCUCGGAAGCUGAUCGGUGAUACGGGUCUUUUGGAUCAUUUGCUGAAGCAUAUGGCCGGGAAGUUAGCUCCUGGUGGGGCGGAGAGGUUUCGCCGUCGACAUAACCCGGAAGGUGCAAUGGAGUAUUGGUUGGAGAGUGCUGAUUUGAUUGAAGCUAGGAAGCUAGCGGGUGUUACUGACCCGUAUUGGGUACCGCCUCCCGGGUGGAAACCGGGUGAUUGCCCGAACCAAGACCCGGUUUGUGCUAUGCAGCUUAAGGGGCUAAGGGAUGAAAUUGAUGACAUGAAGAGAGAGAUGCAAAAGUUGGCAGGAAAAGGGAAAGAAAGCAACCAGGCUUCAGAUGUUCCUCCAAUAAGUUUUGGUGAAUCAAUAAAGUCACUAAAGGCAACACAUGCUGAGCUAAUGAAGAGGAAAGUCAAUAUUGAGAAACAACUGCUAGAAAUCUCCAAGACCUUUACUGGAAUGGAGGAGGAUAUAGGGUGGCUGAAGGAAUCUGUAGCUGAAGAAAAAGGGGGUGAAGAUCAAUUGUCAGAGGAUAAAACUGAAUCAGAUAAGGGUAAAAAAAGGACAGUAAUUAAUGAAGAUGAAAAUUUGAAGAACAAAGAGAAAGAACUGAUAAAAGUGCCCCAGAAGUUAAGGAUACCAUCCCCAAAAUCUUCACCAUCUGCUACAGAAAAGAAGGAAAAAAACAGGAAACAGAUUCUGAAGAGUGGCUUCAGAAUCUGUAAACCUUUGGGCACUUUUCUCUGGCCUUCCCAAAUGGGUUCUUUAUCUUCUUCUGCCUCCUCUCAAGUGUUGGUCCAUCUUGAAGAUCUCCUAGGGUACCCUACACCGCCUUCUUCCGUCUCUUCCUCCUCUAGUAGGCCACCCUCCUACCUCUUCCCCCCACCACCACCACCACAGGAGCAGCAGCAGUCGGCCUCGGUGAAGAGACCGGUUGCAAUGAGGGCUGCUGUCACUCUGAAUUUCUCCAUUGCUACAAUCAAAGGGUCAACUACUAUUGACAGUAUUUCUAGUCCUACUGCUACUGGGUGUAGUAGUAGUGUUCAGACUUUUGUUCCUGAUCUCAAUGAAGUCCCUCUUUCUUCCUUGACUUGA